This is a messenger RNA of Aphanomyces astaci, 1518 nucleotides long. RefSeq lists its product as hypothetical. Gene Ontology annotation, molecular function: amino acid transmembrane transporter activity. Gene Ontology annotation, biological process: amino acid transmembrane transport. Bases 1 to 1518 code for a protein of 505 amino acids. NCBI's taxonomy places the organism in Eukaryota, Oomycota, Saprolegniomycetes, Saprolegniales, Verrucalvaceae. The record is from RefSeq and is a predicted model, not a curated record. The transcript has a single exon. Gene Ontology annotation, cellular component: vacuolar membrane.
AUGCUGUCGUGCCAUAUACCCAGCAAGCAUGACCUGCUUGUGAUCGUGCACCUCAUCUGUUGCAUGUGCGGAAUUGGGUCUCUCUCGAUGCCUUACAUCUUUGCUCAGGCUGGCCCGAUCUACUCCAUGCUUGCGUUUCUUCUCAACGGCUGCAUCAACACAUACGCCACGGUUGCGUUAUCGCACUGCUUAUUGAAACUCCGCCAUCUCCCGCAUAUUCACACGUACACUGACUUGGCUGUGCAUGUGUGGGGUCGAAAGGGGGUGUAUAUUGUCCAGGCGACACAGUUGGCGUCGUGCUUUCUCCUACCCGUGGCGUUCCUCGUGCUUGGUGGGGCCACGCUCCUUCCGGCCAUUUUUGACGGCGCCAUCGACUUCUCCCCGGCUGUGUGGAUUGUCCUCAUGGCCAUCGUGCUGCUCCCCAUCAUCUACAUUCGAGUCCUGCAUGAAGCGUACAUCGUGUUGAUUUCGGGGGCAGCUGCUACCUUCAUCGCAGAUGUGCUUGCCACCGUCGACGCCUAUGUCGCCCACGGAGACGAGUUGUAUGAACCUACAGACACCGUUGGCUUUACCAACGUCCUCGACACGUUCGGAUCGUUUGCGUUGGCGUAUGGGGCUGCCGUCGUGAUCCCCCAACUGCAGCACCAUCACCCCCAGCCAGAGAAGAUGCCUACCGCAUUAGUCUAUGGCAUGCUGCUCAUUUCGGGCUUUUACGUGACGCUGGGGGCACUCGGGUACGCCCAUUUUGGCUGUGCUUCGCCCAACAACCUCCUCUUGGCCAUGUCGCACACCACUUCUCGUCGUCGAGUGGCAUAUGCGUCCAUGUUUUUGCAUGUUUCGAUGGCGUUUGCAGUGUUGGUGAACCCGUUCUUCGUCACAGUGGAGAAGUCCAUGUCCCCCCCACGUCUCCUUCAAGAUGAACGCGACAAUAAUGACGACGAAGAAGCUGUCGACGUGGGCACUUGUGACAUUGACAUUGACGAACAGUCAUUCCAUCCAUUGGACACCCCAAAAAUGAACGAGGAUGGACCUACGAUGCCGCCUUUAGAUUGUAAGCAACCUUCUGGUGGAAAUGACAACACCGAAGCCAGCAUUUCGUCGACAGCUUCCACGUCCAGCGAGAACACCCGCCGUAUCGUGUUUCGCACAAUCAUCGUGGCCAUUCAGUGCUUUCUCGCCACGCUUUUGCAAAGCUCGUUCUACGACAUGGCCGAUUUGAUUGGUGCGUCGCUGGCCAACAUUUGCUCGGUGAUCAUGCCCCUGUUGUUGUACUACAAGCUGUUCGCAAACGAAAUCUCCAAGACCCACAAGCUCCUGUGUUGGACAGUCAUUUUGGUGUCCAUUCUGCUGGGGUCGUACUCGACGAUUCACGCCAUCCGCCGCAUCGUCAAGAAUGCGUCCGAGUACACAGUCUUCGCAAGCGUCCCGAGUGCCAAGCGGACAUCGUACCCGCUCUGCCCCGCUGGGUAUGCAGAUCGAAAGGCUCAGUGGCUUGACUCGUUCACGUUGUACUAUUAA